AUGCUGAGCCUGGGGGUGCUGACUCUGGGGGUGCUGUGCGCGGAGGUGCUGAGCCUGGGGCCGGGGGGUGUUGUGCCUGGAGGUGCUGGGUCUGGGGGUGCUGGGUCGGGAGCUGCUGAGCCUGGGGGUGCUGAGCUGGGAGCUGCUGAGCCUGGGGGUGUUGCGUCUGGAGCUGCUGAGCCUGGGGUUUCUCCUGCUGCUGCGUCUCUCCGGGAGCCCCUCUCUCCACAGGAGCUGCGCGAGUGGUUCGCUCGCCGCUGGAGGCGUGCUGCUGGAGCUGGAGCUGGAGCUUCUUCGACCGUCGAGGGUGCGGGUGCUGCCGGUCCCGGAGCUGCUGGACCUGCGGGUCCUCCUGGAGCUGGAACUGCUGAGGGCGUUGGUGCUGAGCCUACUGCUGUUGGUCCUGCCGCUGGAGGUGUGGGUGGCGCUGGUGCUGUCGCUGAGGGUGCUGGUGCUGUCCCUGCUGAGUCUGGAGCUGCCGUGCGGCCUCGGCCGUACUUCGUUCCGCUCCUGCAGCAGGUUCUUGGUCUUUCUCCUCCAGUAGAGGGUCCACCGCCUGUCCAGUCGCAGUCCCUGCUGGAGCCUUCCUCUCCACUGCCUGCUCCCUCUCCUUACACUGGUCCUACUGGAGGUCUUGCUGAGCGUCGUGAGCCUGCGUCUCAUCCCGCGUUGCCUGUUCGUGCUGCUCGCGCUAGUGGUCGCAGUUCGCGUCAGCGUCCUCCUCCUGUCCCUGGCACGCACCGGAUGUCUUUGCGUCCGUCCACUGCUCCUCUGCGUGCCCCUUUGCCUUCUCCUCCUGAGUCCUCUCUUCCUGCACUUGCCGACCCUGAGUCGGACUCUCUUCGUGCUGCCAAUCCUACUGUCACGCGUCUGCUUGCUACUGUCGUCACUGACCCCUCUUUUGAGUCCACUGCUGCGUCUGCUCUAGUCGCUGAGCUCGUCGACUUUGCUGCUCGCUGUCGUCUCGACUACGCUGCUAGUCUUGUUGCUGAGUCUGCGUCUGUCUGUCCUCCGUCCGUCGGGGGUGAGUGUGCUCUUGGCACGGACGUCCUAGAGGACAGGCAGGAGGAGUUACAGUGUCUAGCGGCUGCUUCACCUCAUCUCGCGUCUGUACUGCUUGCCCCUGAGGGAGACCCGGAUGCACUAGACAUCCCGACUCCGCGUUCUUACGCGGAGGCCGUAGAGGGUCCCUACUCCUCUCAGUGGCAGGCAGCUAUGGAUGCAGAGAUGGCUUCCUGGAAGUCCACAGGCACCUACGUUGACGCGGUUCCCCCACCUGGGGCGAACAUCGUCAGUGGCAUGUGGAUCUUCAGGGUGAAGCGGCCGCCGGGCUCUCCACCUGUCUUCAAGGCACGGUACGUUGCUCGAGGAUUCAGUCAGCGGCAGGGAGUUGACUACUUUCAGACCUUCUCUCCCACCCCAAAGAUGACUACUCUUCGGGUGCUGCUGCACAUAGCCGCUCAGCGCGACUACGAGCUUCACUCUCUCGACUUCAGCACUGCGUUCUUGCAGGGUAGCCUGCACGAGGAGAUCUGGCUUCGCCGUCCACCUGGCUUCACUGGGACUUUCCCUCCUGGCACCCAGUGGAGCCUCCGACGGCCAGUCUACGGUCUUUGCCAGGCACCGCGUGAGUGGCACGACACACUGAGGACUACGCUUGCGGCCCUUGGGUUUGCUCCUUCUACUGCUGACCCGUCGCUGUUUCUUCGCACCGACACUUCCCUGCCGCCGUUCUACAUCCUCGUGUACGUCGACGACUUGGUCUUUGCCACAGCGGACACUGCUGGACUCGCCUACGUGAAGUCCGAGCUGCUGAAGAGACACACGUGCACAGACCUGGGUGAACUGCGCAGCUACCUUGGCUUGCAGAUCACUCGGGACAGAGCCCGCCGCACCAUUACCUUGACUCAGUCACACAUGGUGCAGCAGGUCCUUCAGCGCUUCGGCUUCACGUACUCCUCGCCUCAGGCCACUCCUCUGCCUACUCGCCACUCACUCUCAGCUCUGCCUUCGGAUGAGUCCGUGGAGUCGAGUGGUCCGUAUGCAGAGCUUGUUGGCUGCCUCAUGUACCUGAUGACCUGCACACGACCUGACCUUGCAUACCCUCUGAGCAUUCUUGCACGCUAUGUUGCUCCUGGGAGACACAGACCAGAGCACAUGGCUGCAGCGAAGAGGGUAUUGCGCUACCUGUGCAGUACGUCGGGCAUGGGGCUAGUGCUUGGAGGGCGGAGUCCAGUGGUCCUUACCGGCCACGCAGACGCUUCUUGGGCUGACGACCAGGCUACGCAGUGGUCGUCACAGGGUUACACCUUCAGCCUUGGUUCCGGCUCUGUCUCGUGGCGGUCUACUCGCUCGUCUUCGGUUCUCGGCUCCAGUUGUGAGGCUGAGAUCUACGCCGGGGCCAUGGCUGCACAGGAGCUUCGCUGGCUCACCUACCUGCUGACUGACCUUGGAGAGCCGCCUCGUUCUCCUCCAGUGCUGUACGUAGACAACAAGGCCAUGCUGGCCUUGUGUCGAGAGCAGCGCUUGGAGCACAGAACGAAGCACAUUGCUCUCCGCUAA
Closterium sp. NIES-65 is the source of this 2562-nucleotide messenger RNA. The record is from the annotation of a GenBank genome assembly. NCBI's taxonomy places the organism in Eukaryota, Viridiplantae, Streptophyta, Zygnematophyceae, Desmidiales, Closteriaceae.